CUUAUUGUGUAUACCCUGGAGGAACAGGAAGACUUGGUUCCGUUUUAAACCUUAGAUAAACAUUUUAACAGAAAUUCAGAAGAAAAGCAUUUCCUCUGGUUUCAUGUGAGCAUUUAUGAGAAGUUUAGAAAACUUAUUAUCUUUCACAUACAAGGAGAAGUUGCACGGGCUGCUACCACACGUGUCAGCUCAGCUACGGCGGAUGUUGACCCGCUUCUGCUAUUCCUUAUUUAAAUGACAUGACUAAGAGAGUGAAAACCGCUGCAAGUUUAUUUCCUGAGUGUGCCAUGAUGCAUUUGACUUGCUUCGCGCUACAGCCUGCUACACCCCGGAGGGUUUGUGACUGAUAGCAAAAGUAGAGAUUUUCAGCUGGGAUUAAUUUAAAGCACUACCAAAAUGGCCCUACAAUUUAAAGAGUCCUUCUGGGGGAAUGACUUCAUCAGCAACGUUGGUUAUGAAAAUCUUAUUCAGAGACUUAAUGAGGGUCGGCGUACGUGUAAGGAUGUGGAGGACCUCCUGAAAAUGAGAGCGUCGGCCGAGGAAAAAUAUGGCAAAGAGUUGGUCUCAAUUGCUCGAAAGGCGGGAGGUUCGGCGGAGAUUUGCACUCUGAGAGCAUCAUUUGAUGAAAUGAAAACACAAAUUGAAAACAUUGGAAACUUGCACAUUCAGCUCUCUGGGUUCCUGAAGGAAGAGGUGAAGAGAAUGGAGGAGUUCAGAGAGCGACAGAAAGAGCAGAGAAAAAAGUUUGAGGUCAUCAUGGAGAAGGUCCAGAAAACAAAAGUCUCUCUCUACAAGAAAACCAUAGAUUCUAAAAAGUCCUACGAGCAGCGUUGCAGGGAGGCGGAUGAGGCAGAGCAAACGGCUGAAAAGCUGGGUAACGCACCCACGGCCACUCCCAAACAGAUUGACAAGAUGAACAACAAAUCAAAGCAGUGUAGAGAAACUGCAGCUGAAGCCGAGAAUCAGUACAAGUCAAACAUUGAGCAACUUGACCGGGUUCGACAAGAGUGGGAGUCGACGCAUGUUGAGGUCUGUGAGAUAUUUCAGCAGCAAGAAGAAGAUCGCAUCAGUGUCAUAAGGAAUGCUUUGUGGGUGCACUGUAACCAGCUGUCGAUGCAGUGUGUCAAAGAUGACGAGUGUUGUGAGAAUGUGCGGAAUUCGCUUGAAAACUGUGACAUCAUCACAGACAACAACAACUUUGUGGAGAUGAAAAAGUGUAACUUGACGCCCCCAGCUCCGAUUGAAUAUCAAAAUUACUAUGAGAAUAAUGCUUCUCUGCAGAACGGCAGUGCUGGAUUUGUAGAGGGAGUCAAGAAAAGGAUUUCAAAUCUGCUGCCAGGAAGCUGUACAUUUGGCUCCAAGCUGACCAUCAAUGAAGGAGUGUCAGAACCUCCUGGAACAUCGGAUGGUGUAUAUGCUUCCAUUCCUGGAUUACAGCAUUUCAACCAGAGCACCAACGAGUACAAGGCUGUAUACGACUAUGUAGCACAGGGGCAAGAUGAACUCUCAAUAUCUGUUGGGGAUAUUGUGGUUGUGAUACAUGAGGGAGAAGAUGGCUGGUGGACGGUACAAAGAAAUGGUCAGUCUGGUCUGGUUCCGGGUUCUUAUCUCGCUAAGGAAUAAGUUUUCAGGCCAGCCCGUUUUACAUGUACAUUUCAGAAUGGUUUUGUACCUUGAAAUCACAAAGCAUCUUUGUGCCAUGCAUGCUUUCAGAAAAGGUCUCCCUGACAAACCACAGACCCUCCUGGUCGUAGAACAUAUUUCCAAAAGAAGGGCUAUUUUUUUUGUUCUUUACAAUCCUUUGAAUUAACGGUUGAUCACAACACACUGAACCACUUUAUGCCAAGAAUCCAAACUAAAGAAAUGUUACAUACAUACUGUAGAUCUGUAAAUAAUGGCACUUACACAUACAGCAGUUAGUGUAAACCUAAUAUACUUUGGGAUCAUCUUACUGUCUCCUUCUCAAACUGUUGGCAACUAAGUCGUGCGGAUCUUUUGCACAGAAACACGGGACUAAAACUUCUUCGCACAAUUUAGUUCAAUGUUGAGUCUGAAGUUUUAAAGGUUUUGUAUGAUUUCUGUUGUUGUCUUUCAUGUAAUUUAUGUCUUGUUUGCAAAAAGUAAAAAAAAGUACAUAAUUGUGAAGUUUCCAUUGGUAUUUAUAAGGCAUGCUAGUACUCAUAUUAAGAUUUGAACCUUUUGUAGGUCGUGUAUAUUAGUCCACUGCUGUCUUUAGUGUCUGAAAGCUCUUUGGUGAGAGGCCACUCAUUCGGUAGCUUUCAUUUAUAUAAACACAAGAGUCACUUUAAGAAUGCAAAAACAGUCACACAAGCGACAUGUAUAGGCAACAUUGGGGUUGUGUGAUUAAGCAGAGUUAAAAUAAACAUAUAAAAUAUGACAGUCUAAAUAAUAGCAAGCCCUAUUUCGGCUCUGGUUUUACUUAGCAGGAAAUAAAGAUCUGGUCUUUGACGCAUUUGAGAUUAUUUAUAUACACGUGCCUAGAAGCAUCCUGUGGACUCCAUGCUCUCAUUAUUAAACAAAGACGAAGCAGAAACUAGUAAAAGCUAUGCAAGAAAAAAUAUCACUUAUGUGAGUUGUUAAAACCACCAUGUAUUGAAUUAACUUAUAGUCCUUUGUGCAUAACAUCAUAAAGGUUAUCACAUUCUUAUUGGCACACUCUUCUCAACAUUGCUUCGGUUUUUUGAGGUUUGUGCAAGUUAUUCAAAUUAUACCACAGUUCAGUGGUGUCAAAGUCUUGGCUUUGGGCCAUUGCAACAUCUGCAUUCGUUUUGUGUUUGGGAUCAUUGUCCUAUUGAUGAGCCAGUUUGGACCAAGCUAUUGAUUAGAAGGCCUCACAUUUUACUCCAUAAUACUUUGCUAUACAGAGUGAGCGAUUGAGCAAAUGGCUGAAAAACGAGUCCAAAUUAUCUUCCACCACAUGACGUCUGAGGUAUGCUAAUUUUUCUUGCAGAUGCUUCGCACACUAAAGUCGAGUCACAAUGAAGAGGCAGUCUCUGGGCAACAGAAACAAGCCAUAUUUGUUCUGUGUAUUUUUAACAGAGUCCUGUAGGCUUUAAUAUGUAGCUCUGGGGUUAGCGAUUUUGCAAUUUCUCUGAGAAUUGUUAACCCUAGGGUGAAUUUGCUCAACUCUAAUUUUAUUGAUAUAACUGUAGAUGUUGACCAGAGCUAAACAGGUCAAUAAAAGUAUAUACACAAUUACAUUAUUUGUACAAAACAAUAUUGUUUAAGGCAGCAAAGUUUGACUGCAGAAAAAUUAAUCUUAAAUUGUUUGGAAAUGGCAUUUUAACCGUUCCCAGAAAAACUGACUGCAGAUUUCUGUCUGUCCUAGCAUUGGAUGAACACUUACCUUCAUGCACCAGAUGGGUCAACCAAAGAAAUCUCUUGAUUUUAUUGAGAUGAUCAAUAAAUCAACUGUGUUUCAUUGGUGUCAGUUGCCAGAUACUUUCCAAUUAAAUUCCAUGGAAGCAGCAACCUUUUAUCAUUUUGAUUUCAUUUGUGCUUCAUACAUUAAGUAAAUGGUACAAUCUGUUAGCUUUAAAAGAUAAUAGCAUAAUUUUUAAAGGUUACAGUAAAAAGAUGUGGUCUUUUCCAUAUCUGGAAAAGUCCACAUCAUCUCUGCUGCAUCCUGAAGAAAUCAUUGAAUCUAAAGUCUGAAUUUCAUUUUACAUAAUACUAUUUUGAACUGAGCUUCUUACAACUAGCUUGGGGACAAUCUGAGAAUUUUAGAAACUGAUAUAACAAGAAAACACC
Molecule: messenger RNA, 3771 nt
Organism: Xiphophorus maculatus (southern platyfish)
Lineage: Eukaryota; Metazoa; Chordata; Actinopteri; Cyprinodontiformes; Poeciliidae
Gene: pstpip1a
Product: proline-serine-threonine phosphatase-interacting protein 1
Exons: 15
Coding region: 397-1623 (408 amino acids)
Biological process (GO): actin filament polymerization
Cellular component (GO): actin filament; plasma membrane; cytoplasm
Molecular function (GO): actin filament binding
Source: RefSeq, a predicted model, not a curated record